AUGAGCUGCUCAUCGAUCCAGCACGAGAGCGUCAAGCGCCGCCACGCCAGCGGCGCCAAGAAACCAGAUCUCUCGCCUCGCUCCUCGCUCAACGACAACACCAAGCCCAUCAAGCCGAAGAAAAAGGCGCCCGUAGCGACGUCGCCUGCAGCAGAAAAGAAGUCGAUGCGCACAGCGACGGACGUCAUUCACCGCAUUCUUUGGGACGAUAGCAUCACGCAAACCGAGGUCAUUGUCGGGUACCUCGAUCGCUUUGUUGGCACGGUCGAGCGCAACUUUGCAGCGUUCAAUUGGGCCGACAUUGCGACCUUGUCGCAGACCGAGACGGCGAUCCCGCAGCACCGGAUCCAGUACUUUAAAUGGCGCGACGAGAUCAUUUGGGACAAGCGCGUGCGCCUCGACCGCGUCUUUGGCUCGUCUGGCCACGACGUGAUUGCGUUCUCGCCGUCAACGGCCGCCCCUGCACCGUUGUCUGCCGUCGCCGCCGAGAGACCAGCCAAUGUCACGUUCCACGCCAACACGGAUCGCCCAAACACCUUUUUGUGCUUUCGCAUCACGGACACCGCCGUUGUCGACACCUGCAAGCACGCCCAAGCCGCGAUCGUUCGCGGCGACCCGCGACUAGCACCGUCGGCAGCGGCGGCACUCGCACCGGCGCGCUUCCACUGUACGCUUGUACGACUGCGCCUCCACUCCCUCAACGUUGUGCAGCGACGCAAGUCCUGGUUUGGUGAACGGAGGUUGCCGAUCGCCAAGCGCGUUUUAGCCGAGUGCCAGGGUUUACUGCACUCUCUCUGCGCAUCCAGCAUUCGCAUUCACGGCGUCAGUGCUUUUGGCAACCGCGUCGUCUACGCCAAAAUGGCGCCGCACGACGGUCUCAUGACCCUCGUGGCGACGCUGAAGGCGCGGUUCGCGGCUGCUGGCCUCUCGGUCGUUGGCAGCUACGACGUGUACCAGCCACACCUACAACUCUUCAAGCUGGCGAAGGACCAUUGCCGUCUAGGCACCAAGAUCAACGCCCGUUCGUAUGCUGCGUACGCUUCGCACGACUUUGGGUCGCAUUCCAUCACGAGCAUGCACCUCUGCGGACUAGACGACAGCCGCCACAUCGCACCCGACGGGUUUUACCCGCGGCUAGCCCCACCCGUAGACAACGUGGCGCCAAAACGGAUCGCCAAGUCGUCAACGACGUAUGCGCUCAAGUCCCCUGCUGUCACGUCCGUGCACGUGUUUGAUUUUGACUUGACGCUUGUGCGCGCCCCGGUGCGCCACCACGGCGAGUCGGUCUUGACGCCGGCCGAAGUCGCAUCCAUCGGGCCCGACUGUGUCAUCGCCAACCUCGUCGCGCCGUCGCACGUGACGCACCUCGUCGUGUACGAGGACGACGACGCGAUUCUGUCGGCGCUCACGACGUGGGCAGCAGCCUUCAGCGUCCAGCGGCCGUCGCUCGAGAUUCGCAUCAUCGACGCCAAGCGACUGCUUCCGGCCGCCAAUCCGCUCUCGGUGCUCCAGCUGCUCAAGAACCUCGGGUGCGUUCCGUCGGCCGCCCACGUCGCGCACACGCAGCACGUACUCUCGGAGCUCCAGCGUCUCUCGGGCGCCGUCCACGCUCUGCCGUUUGGCUCGCACGCGCUCGGCCGCAAAGGCGACAUUGAUGUCUGCCUCGUCGUCACCGAGCCGCCGCGCCAGGCAGUGGCCAACGUCGCCCAGCGCUUGCGCGACGUGGGCAUUAGCGACGUGUACGAGUCGGGAAGCGCCCGCUGUCCGCUGCUCAAGGUGCGCUGGCUGGACAUGACGGCGCCGCCGGUCGAGCUCGACAUUGUGUUUGUGGACGCGCGCGUCCAGUGA
Saprolegnia parasitica CBS 223.65 is the source of this 1848-nucleotide messenger RNA. RefSeq lists its product as hypothetical. The record is from RefSeq and is a predicted model, not a curated record. The transcript has 3 exons. The coding region runs from base 1 to 1848 and encodes 615 amino acids. Lineage: Eukaryota; Oomycota; Saprolegniomycetes; Saprolegniales; Saprolegniaceae.